GACGCGGGAAUUAUCGUUUGGCUGAAUGUCAUUGACGUGUCUGAAUGUCCAACUCGUUCUACUGAGUUAAAUAAAUUUUCCAAACUGUUUGCUGAGCUAAUUAUCCUGCGAUGGAUGUGCAGGAGCUGAAUAUCCUCGGAAUCAUUGGAUUUGACGGGAGAACGAAAAAUGCUCUGCAUAUCCAUCCUGAUGGUGAACAUCUUGUUUAUUCGAUGGGGAGCAAAGUUACCGUCAGAAAUAUUGAUAAUGGACAUCAGGAUUUCCUCGCUGGACACACGAACGUCGUCACCACGCUCAGCAUUUCACGGUGCGGUUCCUUCAUCGCUUCGGGACAACUCACACAUCUGGGGUUCAAGGCUGCUGUUAUCAUAUGGAACUUUGAUGGAAAACAGAAGAGGGGAAGUUACGAAAUUCAUAAGGCCAAAGUUGAAGACGUCUGUUUCACCUGCGAAGGAACUUUUCUGGUCAGUCUAGGAGGCAAAGACGAUGGCAAUAUCGUAGUCUGGGAUGUUUGCAAUAAUUCAGCAAUAUGCGGUGCCUACGCAAGUACCGAAAUAACCGGCAACGCAAUAACCCUCGCCCCCCUGAAUCAUCGAAACCAAUGCUUCAUAACCGGUGGAGAAGAGAACCUGAAGGUCUGGCGGAUAAACCCAGAGUCUCGGAAAGUCUACGGGGUCCCAAUCAAAGUUGGCAAACUGCGGAGAUUCAUCAACUGCAUCACAAUAGACGAGAAAGACGAGGAGGCAUACUGUGGGACCUCUACGGGAGACAUCAUCAGAGCUCGUCUCAACUAUGACAUCGAUUCUACGAAAAUGGAACCAGCCCAGCCUCCGGUGAUGGUCGGAUGCUACUCCAAAGUCUCGACGAAUCCGAAGAAAUUGAAAAUGGGAACUGGGGAUUUAUAUUCUGGGGGAGUUACGAAUAUUGUCAUUCUUCCUGGCAGGAAAAUUAUCGUAGCCACUGGGGAUGGAACGGUCGAGCUCGCUGGGAUCCUGGAGCACCCCUCGAAUACGUGUAAAGAUGGGGUCAAGCUGCCCACAACUCCGCAAUUACGACCGAUGAUGAAAGCACGUGUCGGAGGCUCGGUGACAUCCAUCGUAAGGCACGGAAACAACUCGUUCAUAGUUGGAACGUCUUUCUGCGAAAUUUAUCAAAUUUGUUUGACAGACUUCACACCGAGAAUUACUUUGACUUGUCACAUUGACGCAGUUUACGAUAUUGCAUUUCCUCACAAUUACUCUGAGAUCUUCGCAACAGGAAGUAAGAACGAUAUUAGAUUAUGGCAUUUAGAUACGCGAAAGGAAUUACUCAGAAUUACUGUACCCAACUUCGUAUGCACCUGCCUCUGCUUCUCGUACAACGGAAAAUUGAUUAUAUCUGCGUGGAACGACGGAAUAGUCCGAGCCUUCAAGCCCCAGAGCGGAAAUUUAUUCUUCGCUAUUGAGAAUGCUCAUGCCAAGGCAGUGUCAGCUCUCUGUCUCACGAAGGAUGGAAAGACACUGGUGACGGGGGGCUGCGACGGCCAGGUGAGAUUCUGGAGAAUUUUGAAAAAUGUUCAGCAGCUCAAGGCCCUCCUGAAGGAGCACAGGGGACCCAUUACCGCCCUACACGCCUCCCAGAGUGAUGAGGAGGUCGUGAGUUCGAGUACUGAUGGAACUUGCAUCAUUUGGGAUGUCACGAACUGCUGCCGAAGGCAAGUCAUGAUGGGAAACACAAUGCACAUGUCAUCGCGCUUUCACCCGAGCGGUCUCCAGAUAUUAACCUGUGGUAGCGACCGUAAGAUCGCCUACUGGGAGACCCUGGACGGCUCCCUGAUUCGCGAAGUUGAGGGUUCAACAGUGGGAGCCCUAAACUGUCUCGACAUAAGCCCCGACGGUCGUUACUUCAUCACCGGAGGAAGUGACUGUCUCCUGAAAUUCUGGGACUACCACCGGGCGGAGAUGAUGUACGUGGGUGCAGGUCACGCGUCCAUAAUCACAGCCUGCAAAUUCGAUUCAGAAGGAACUCACAUCGUGAGUGCAAGUGCAGACGGUGCUGUCAUCAUCUGGCGGAGUCCGAUAGCCCUUUCCCUGGAUUCUGCGAAGAGUUCGAAGCCCUCGAGAGCUUCGAAAUGCUCCAGGGAAUCUAGGGAUGUCAAGGAGGAGAACAUUGACAGGAUCAGUCAACGAUCUGGGGCUGAAAGUGUCAGGACAGUUCACGAGAGUAAACAUUCUGAGGUCUGCGAGUAUGAUCCGAUAAGGCCUGCCCAGGACAGCUGCAGGUGUCGAGAAGAGAAGAACGCCCCAGACGAUCGAGAGCAUUCUGCAAUGAAGAGGAAUGAGUCCCUGGGAGAGGCCAAUGGACAGCGAUGUCUGCAGAAGAGUGAAAUGUGCCUGUCUACGACUGGUACAAGGGGCUGA
Diachasmimorpha longicaudata is the source of this 2399-nucleotide messenger RNA. Its product is annotated as cilia- and flagella-associated protein 52. The record is from RefSeq and is a predicted model, not a curated record. Gene Ontology annotation, molecular function: protein binding. The coding region runs from base 111 to 2399 and encodes 762 amino acids. Lineage: Eukaryota; Metazoa; Arthropoda; Insecta; Hymenoptera; Braconidae. The transcript is spliced from 10 exons.